Molecule: messenger RNA, 3076 nt
Organism: Ogataea polymorpha
Lineage: Eukaryota; Fungi; Ascomycota; Pichiomycetes; Pichiales; Pichiaceae
Exons: 1
Coding region: 1627-2829 (400 amino acids)
Biological process (GO): attachment of GPI anchor to protein; protein localization to cell surface
Cellular component (GO): GPI-anchor transamidase complex; membrane
Source: RefSeq, a predicted model, not a curated record
UUUGAAUCCAGUUAUGCAACGAAGUAUUACAAUGUACAUGCUUAUUUGGAAGGUGUAGAUUCCUUUUCAAGGAAUUCUGUCCAUAGCGAAACAAACGACUGACUAGACCGGGGUGCAGAAUUCUCGGCAAUGGGUGUACUCGGAACGUUCAAGACGCUAUUCGAAUUGGUUUUUGAAUGCGAAGAUAGUAAUCCCGCAUGUCUUUUUUUCUCAUCAUCCCAGUUCAAAAAGUUCGAGAUGAGUUGCAGCACCUCAAACUUCUUGGCGUCCGCCCUGGGUAUCUGGAGAAACGAAAUUAAAAGAUUGGAGAUCAGCUCGCGAUCCACUGUUUCGGUUGUGGACUCUUUCUUGACUAAUUUCAUCGCUUUCAUUAAAUGCUCAUUCAACACAAUAGUCUCGUGUCUUAAUUUGCCAAUUGUAAGCUGCUUCUGCUUAACCUCAUUCUCAAGAUCGGUAAUUCGCAUCAGUUUUUGUUCAGCCUCUACCAGCUUCGACUUCAUCUCUUUCAGCUGCUGAUCCGCGGCAGUUGCUCUCGUGAUAUUGACCUCGAUUUGAUGUUGUAAAUCGUGCUUUUCUUCCUCAAAUGUCUGCGUAAGGUUUGUAAUCCUGGACUCCAGAUCUGUGAUCCGAUCUUGAAGUAAUUUGCGUUCCUCCUGCAGAGCCUGGUUUUCAGUAACCACACUUUCAUUUUUGGCUUUCGUUUCGUUCAUUUCAUGAAUAAGGUUUUGCUUGGAUAUCUUUUCUUCGUUCACGAUUAUUAGAUAUUCCUCGAUUUCGGACCUAAGCUCUUUAAGCUCCACUGCGUAUUUUUUAUUGGACGUUUCAAGCCUCUUGAUCUCCAAUGUUUGCUCGUCCUCUUUCAGUUGGGCACUCUUCUUGAGCAUCGUGUAGUCUUUGCUCAGCUUAUCGCAUUCUGCAUUCAAAUUUGCUGCUUCAUCUUUCAAAGACGCCACUGAUAAGUUCAGCGCGUCUAUAACUUUCUGCUUUUCCUCGACUUGACUCUCCAAAGUUUCAAUCGUCUCCUUGCAUGUCUUCAGCUCGUUUUGAGUAUUCUCCAGCUCAAUCUCUGAUUCCUUCAUUUUUUGAAAGACUGACUUCAUUGAAGACAAUCUGCUCAGCAGUGCCUGAUAGUUAGAUUGGUAUUUCUCGCAUUCCUGUGUUUUUUGUUCAAGCUGAUCUUUCAAACUAUUGGAUUCCAGUCGUGAAAUCUCUUUGUCUUUGGCUUCCAAUUGUCGCUUGAGUUCCUCUAUAAUCUCUGUUUGAUUCGCGGUAGAGACAGAGCUUUCUGUUCGCAAAGUUUGCUUGUCAUCAGCCUGUUCGCUCUCCUCUUCAACAAUGUCAUGUUCUUUGUCUUCAGGAGCAGGGCGAUUUUGUAUUUCUUCAGGCUGGUUUUCGCUCUGAUGAGUCUUUUCUACUUUUCUGUCCACAUCUGGCCCUAACUCCUUGCCAUUUUGCUUUUUCUUGUUUUUAUUCUUCGCCAUUCUGCAAUUCAAAUCUAUGUACAGGUCCGAAUUUAUUUUGAGAAUCUCCCACCCUGAAAAUGUGUUGGCAAAAAUGACAAUUAAAAAUUAUUUGUAAAUAAUGCCAAGUUUUCGGGGCCCUUUCGAAAAUUGAACACUCUACUCAAUGAACAUGGUCGACUCCUCGUAUAUCAUUCUCGCAACGGGAUUUAUUAUCAGGCUGGUAGUACCCGUUCUGUAUCCACAGAUCACUGCAAUUCUCGAUAAGUCUGUGUUGUUUUCGACGCCUAUAUCCUCGUUCAGAUCUCUGCAAGAAGGAAUAUUCUUGCUCACAAAUAACAUUGAUCCAUACAUUGGCGAGGUAGUUCACUUCCCCCCGCUUCUUCUGGCGCUUUUCUCCAAGCUGACACACUUAAACGUUGUUUUUGCAGCCCUCGACACUUCCAUAGGGUUCCUCUUGGUGCAGAUCAAUAAAAAUACAAAAUACUCCACCAAAUUCAGCUCAAAAGUGGUGGCCAUCUUCUAUGCAUUUAACCCACUGGCUAUUCUCUCGACUCUUUCCAAGUCAACAACAGUGAUCAACAAUCUUUCUCUGAUUCUAGUAUUUUACUUCACUCUCCAGAAGAAGUUCAAAGCCUCGAUCGUAAGCUUGGCAGUUUCCACAUAUCUAGCUUACUACAACUGGUAUUUUGUCGUGCCCUUGAUGUUCUCGAUCUACCAAUCUACUGGUUUACAACAGGCAGUGGUACGCUCAAUCAUCCUAUACAUUGCUUCCAUCUCGGCCUUACUGUAUUCGAGUUACAUCUUGACAAACAACUCGCUACGAUUUCUGUAUCUCAAUUACGCGUCCGUUGUGCUAUUCAAGAAAAUCGUGCCCAAUAUAGGCCUGUGGUGGUAUUUUUUCACAGAGAUCUUUGACUUCUUUAGCAGCUUCUAUCUCUCUGUGUUCAAUAUAUAUUCGUUUAUUUUUGUCGUGCCUCUGGCCACAAGGUUCCGCAACGACUUGCUAUUUGCUUCGUGGAUUCUUGCCGGGUUCAUGAAUUUUGCCAAAGCGUACCCAACGGUGACAGAUUUGAACCUGUUUUACUCAAUGUUGAUCAUAUUCAAGGUUUAUUACAAGAAGCUCAAAUUCUCUCCAUUUCUUAGUUACCUCGGAGUGAUUUUGAUUUUGACCCUGCUGCCAAUAUUCUACUACGUCUGGAUGAGCCUCAAUUCUGGAAACGCGAACUUCUUCUACGCCAUCGGCUUGGUGCUUAGCAUUCUACAAACAAUCAUACUUUCUGAUUUUCUGUGGUCCAAGAUUCAGACAGAGUAUUUCGAAUCUAAAAAUAUCAACAUUGACACGAUUGUGAAGCUCACACAGAUAUAAUAAGCUGGAACACACGCGCAGAUUCGAGCCGAUUUGAGAUCUUACCAGAUCCAUCGGAUAUAUGUCCAGCCUUCAACAUUUAGUAGAACAUCAGGUGCAGGGGUUCUAGACCACUAACAAUGCUGCUCCAAAAUCUGUAUUGUUUUACAAACGGAAUGCUUCCUCAAAAUGCAAGGAGAGAAUGGCGUUCUCUCGCUUUUCCUUAUUCAGUUGAGCUAGCAAGCCAAUCAUAUUGAAUAGAUUUACC